CUACAGAUCCAAAGGAUUCGAUGGUAGCUCUGGAUUACUCUAUCUCAAGAUUUGAGAAUGUAUCAUUUUUCUAAUGAAAAGAUGCGUCAAACUUUGAAUUUUUGUCUUAAAUAACUUUUUGUUGACUUGUCUGCCCCAGUUGCUAUCAACCUUAUCUAUGGAUAAAUGGUUUUGCUAGCUUGUAGCAUAACUGGUCCUAUCGUUGACUUUGAGCAUAAGAAAAAAAGUUUCAUUCUUUUUUUCUUGUGAUUAUACUGAGCAUAACUGAUCCUAUCGUUAAUUUGUACCAUAAUAUUGUUCUGUUUUCUGCGAAACAAAAACGAUGGAGGUUGCUUCAUUCGAUCGUACCCGUGAGCUUAAGGCUUUCGAUGAAACCAAUACGGGUGUGAAAGGACUCGUCGAGGCAGGAAUCUCACAGAUUCCACGCAUCUUCCAUCACUCAUCUGCCAACCUAGCAAACCCUAAAUCCCUUCCCUUGGACUUGCUACAUCUCAAGACGAUCCCAACGAUCGAUCUGGGAGGACGGAUCUUUGAAACCUUGAUCGAACGCAAGAACGCGAUUGAAGGGAUUAAAGAAGCAGCAAAGAAGUGGGGUUUCUUCCAGGUGAUCAACCAUGGAGUUUCACUCGAUCUUCUUACGAAGAUGAAAGAUGGAGUUCGUGGGUUUCACGAGCAAUCUCCACAAGUGAGGAAAGAGCUCUACUGUCGCGAUUUGACAAGAAAGUUUCACUAUUCAAGUAAUUUCGAUCUCUACUCUUCUCCAGCAGCAAAUUGGAGAGACACUGUUACUUGUAACAUGGCUCCAGAUCCUCCGAAUCCACAAGAUCUUCCAGAAAUUUUAAGGGAUGUCAUGAUAGAGUAUUCGGAGGAAGUGAUGAAUUUGGGUGAAUUUCUCUUUACGCUACUAUCAGAAGCUUUAGGGUUGAACCCUAAUCACCUUAAUGACAUGGAUUGCUCUAAGGGUAUGGUCAUGCUUGGCCAUUACUACCCACCGUGUCCAGAACCUGACCUAACUUUAGGCACAAGUCAGCACGCCGACAACUCUUUUCUUACCGUCCUUCUUCCAGAUCAGAUCGGAGGCCUUCAGGUACUUCGUGAAGGGUACUGGUUCGAUGUUCCUCAUGUUCCCGGAGCUCUAAUCAUCAACGUCGGAGAUCUCCUACAGCUUAUAACAAACGACAACUUCAUAAGUUUGGAGCAUAGAGUACUGGCGAACAGAGCAACUAGGGCUCGGAUCUCUGUGGCAUGUUUCUUCACCAGCUCCAUGGGACCGAACCCUACACUAUACGGACCCGUUAGAGAGCUUGUGUCCGAAGAAAACCCUCCAAAGUACAGAGAGACCACCAUUAGAGACUACAAUGCUUACUUCAAUGCCAAAGGACUUGACGGAACCUCUGCUUUGGUCCACUUUAAAAUAUGAAACAUGGCGAGCUAGGUACUACUUUCUUACACAUUUACGUCAUGAUAUGUAAAGAUGUUGAGUUGUGUGACAGUGUGAACCACAUGUAGAACUUAUGAAUUAAUAUUGUUAUUUCUGUUUGGAGGUCCAAAUGAAGGUGUGAUCUGAUAUAGUUAAACGAUA
Camelina sativa (false flax) is the source of this 1582-nucleotide messenger RNA. The record is from RefSeq and is a predicted model, not a curated record. NCBI's taxonomy places the organism in Eukaryota, Viridiplantae, Streptophyta, Magnoliopsida, Brassicales, Brassicaceae.